AUGGAAAUCUCUAAAACCAGGGAAGUUUCAGUGACGGCAAAGCCUGACUAUGAUAGAGCAAGUGAGCUCAAAGCUUUUGAUGAAACAAAAGAUGGUGUUAAAGGACUUGUUGAUGCUGCUAUCACAAACAUCCCUCGCAUCUUCCAUCACAAAUUUCAUAAAGAUUCACCUUCAAGUAGCACCACCAAACUUGUUAUUCCUUCCGUUGAUCUUGUUGACAUUCAUCUAGAUUCAACAAAAAGAAAAACAGUUGUUGAGAAAAUUAGAGAAGCAUCUGAGACAUGGGGUUUCUUUCAAGUUGUUAAUCAUGGAAUACAAGUUAGUGUUUUGGAUGAGAUGAAGAAUGGAGUUAUUAGAUUCUUUGAGCAAGAUUCUGAAGUGAAAAGAGAGUUAUACUCACGUGAUGCUACCAAGCCUUUGGUUUAUAAUAGUAACGUUGAUCUUUAUAGUUCACCAGCUUCUAAUUGGAGGGAUAGCUUUUACUGUAUCAUGGCUCCUCAUUCUCCUAAACCAGAAGAUUUGCCAUUGGCAUGCAGAGAUAUAUUGUUGGAAUAUUCAAAGCAAGUUAUGAAACUAGGAAAUGUAUUGUUUGAGUUAUUAUCAGAAGCACUUGGACUGAAUCCAAACUAUUUAAAUGAUUUGAAAUGUAAUGAGGGACUUGCAGCUAUUUGCCAUUACUAUCCUUCCUGUCCACAACCAGAAUUAACCUUGGGAACAACCAAACAUGCUGAUAAUGACUUUAUCACUGUGCUUCUACAAGAUCAUAUUGGUGGCCUCCAAGUUCUUCAUGACGAUAACUGGGUUGAUGUAUCACCUCUACCUGGUGCUCUCGUCAUCAACAUUGGCGAUCUUCUACAGCUUAUAACAAAUGACAGAUUCAAGAGUGUUGAACACAGAGUUCUUGCGAAUCAUGUUGGUCCAAGAAUAUCUGUCGCAUGUUUUUUCUCCACAGGUUAUAGGUCAUCCUCAAAACUGUAUGGACCUAUUAAGGAGCUUUUAUCAGAAGACAAUCCUCCCAAAUACAGAGAAACAACAGUUGCUGAAUAUGCAGCAUACUUUGAUACAAAAGGACUAGAUGGCACUUCUGCUCUUACACAUUACAGGAUUUGA
Molecule: messenger RNA, 1110 nt
Organism: Lathyrus sativus (Indian pea)
Lineage: Eukaryota; Viridiplantae; Streptophyta; Magnoliopsida; Fabales; Fabaceae
Source: the annotation of a GenBank genome assembly